AUGCACCAGGUGGAUGUCACCGAACCGGGUACCGAAGCGACGGCGAGGCUGCUCUCCGCCGCCGAGGGCUUCCCUCCUAACCCUGACGGCAAAGUCAUCAUGUGGCAUAGGCCCCUGGCGUGGCGCGACGGCCUUUUCCUUGUCCGCACGACUGACCUUCCCCGCCGGUACGACGAGCUCCGCGUGUGCGACCCGGCCACCGGCUGCAGCCAGACCCUCCCUCUCGAGCCAACGUUCCCUGGAGAUGCAGAGAAGUGCUGGCAGCCACCGUGGGCUGCACAAAAGCGAUGGCAACCGUAUGUCUUGCUCGGCGACGACGGCGGCGGCGGAGGCAUCCGGCCGUUCCAAGUGAUCAAGACGAACCUCGUCAUGUCCGAGCACCACCGCUACCUGGAGACCCAGACCUUCUCAUCGGAGAGCGGCACCUGGGGCACGUACGCCAAGCUCCUGGCUCCGUACUUCCAUGGUAGCUCGUUGCUACGAGGAGGACUGCCGCUGGUUGUCGGCGGCGCGGUGCACUGGCUGUGCGUAACCGACGCCGCGAGCUACGUCCUCAUGCUAAACAUCAGGACGACGCCGGCACAGGUGUCCGUGACGACGCUCCCGGUGAGCUUUCCUCGUCCCAAUAAUAAGGUGUCGUUAGAUUACCUUCUGGCAACAGCAACGGCCGGCGGGAGCAUGAUGGUGCUCGUCGCCGACGGCGACAAGAUCUCCGCCUGGGUGCAGACGGCGACGAAGCCGACGGCCAAGUGGAAGCCGCGGCCGGAGGUGGUGGUGGAGUACGAGGCGUUGCUGCGGUUCAGGAACGUUGCCUGGCCGGGGAGUUUCCAUGUCCGGCUGCAUUGGUUCGACGAGAGGAGUGGCUUCGUGCUUGUCUACGUUGGUUUUACGUACGGUUACUUCUGGCUGGACCUCCGAUCCAAGAAAAUUGUACGGUGCUUUUCCGAUCCUCGUCUCACCGCAACCUCGGUUUUGGUUGUAUGA
This is a messenger RNA of Miscanthus lutarioriparius, 984 nucleotides long. NCBI's taxonomy places the organism in Eukaryota, Viridiplantae, Streptophyta, Magnoliopsida, Poales, Poaceae. The record is from the annotation of a GenBank genome assembly.